This is a messenger RNA of Cadophora gregata, 1173 nucleotides long. RefSeq lists its product as uncharacterized. Bases 1 to 1173 code for a protein of 390 amino acids. The record is from RefSeq and is a predicted model, not a curated record. The transcript is spliced from 6 exons. Gene Ontology annotation, biological process: pectin catabolic process. Gene Ontology annotation, molecular function: polygalacturonase activity. Gene Ontology annotation, cellular component: extracellular region. Lineage: Eukaryota; Fungi; Ascomycota; Leotiomycetes; Helotiales; Ploettnerulaceae.
AUGCAGACCUUCUGCGUGGCAGCCGCAGCGCUCCUAGCUGCAGCGCCAGUUGCUGUCCUAGCUACUCCCGCCGCCAAUGCCAUGCCGGCACCAACAGCUGCUCCCCGCCCGCGAGAAGUCGAAGUUGCACUCGAAAAGCGUAUCGCAUCUUGCACGUACAGCGGAAGCGAGUAUUCGACUGCUAUCAAGUCCAAGACUUCUUGCGAUUGGAUCGUGCUUGCGGACCUUGCUAUCCCGGCGGGUGAGACGCUUGAUAUGACUGGGUUGAAGGAUAAUACUGUGAUUGUUUUCUCCGGGAACACGACUUUCGGUUAUAAGGAGUGGGAGGGUCCGCUGUUUUCCGUUAGCGGUACAGGUAUCAAGGUCACUGGUCUUGAUGGCUCGGCUCUGGAUGGAAAUGGAGCUUCCUACUGGGAUGGUGGCGGUGGUGACUCUGGAAAGACCAAGCCCAAGUUCUUCUCAGCCCACAAAAUCACCAAUGGUGCUAUAGAAAACCUGAAUAUCGUCAACCCGCCCGUUCAGGUCUUCAGUAUCAACAAAGUCACCAACACCACGUUCACAAACAUCACCAUUGAUUCCAAGGCUGGUGAUGCUAAUGCUAAGAAUACUGAUGGGUUUGAUAUUGGUGAUUCGGAUGGGAUUACGAUCACCAACGCAACAGUCUAUAACCAAGACGACUGCGUAGCCAUCAACUCCGGCACAAACAUCACUUUUACCGGCGGGCUCUGCUCCGGUGGUCAUGGACUCUCGAUCGGAUCUGUUGGUGGACGGGAUAAUAAUGUCGUUGAUGGCGUACAGUUCCUUCAUUCGACUGUCACCAAGUCCGUUCAGGCUAUCCGUGUCAAGGGCAAGACCAACACAACUGGAACCAUCAAUGCCGUUACUUAUAACGACAUCACCAUGUCUUCUAUUUCCAAAUACGGCAUCUUGAUUGAGCAGAACUACAACGGUGGGGAUUUGAAGGGCACCGCCACAUCCGACGUCCCCAUCACCAAUCUUACCAUCAGCAACAUCGCCGGCACCGACGCAGUUAAAUCCUCCGGCAACAACGUCGUCAUAACCUGCGGCUCGGAGACCUCUUGUACCGCGUGGACUUGGACUAACGUCACUGUUACUGGUGGCAAGUUGUACAAGAAAUGCACGAAUGUGCCGAGUGUGACUGUUUGCUCUUAG